AAUGUAUAGCUAUAUUGGUAUUUCAAAACCAGAAGAUACUUCGAUGGACGAACAGCUGCACAUCAAAGAUGUUAUUACAACAGAAAUUGAGACACGUCAACGAAAUCUAUCAGAAGUUAAAGAAAUUAUCAGAAACAAUAUUGAGAAAUAUAGAAAUGAGUUGAGUUCAAUUCAGGACAAUGAUACCGAUGAUUCAAGAAAGGAUGAUGAUGAUGAUAUUACAGCAUCAAAGACGAACGAAUUCGGCAUCUUUUCGAUCCUUUUGAACUUCUUACAUUUUAUCCCGCAGUUUUGCUACAAUCUUAUUACACCGUUUUAUAAACGACUUUACAACAAAGAUUCAGAACAGCAUGAGAAGCAAAAUACCAGAAUAUCACUGAGUACUAUUGACCAUUUGUACAUUGAUCGAAAAUAUGUUAAACACUGUUUGCGAUUAUGGCUUCGAGAGGUGGAAGACUUUACAAAUAAUUGCAGUAUUGACAUUAUUUCAGAUAUCCUUAGUUCACUGGAUACUGUUCAUGAUUUAGUUCAAAUACCUACACCAUUAAACCAACUGAUGUAUUACAAACUUUUGAUGGAAAAUUGCGGAAUCAUUGGUAAAGAUAAUGAGAAGAUAUUUGUCAAAAAGUUCAAAGCAAAAUUGUUACAACAAAUAAUUUUGGGUGACAAUUCCAUUAGAAAUGAACUCGAUUUCAUAACAGCUUUUAAUGAUUUCUUGUGCACUUUCAAAAAUAUUCAGCCAAUUACUGAGGAGCUUAAGAUGAUCGAUUUUAUCAGUGAUUAUCUACCGUUCAAUAAAUUUCUUGAUGGAAUUACAAAUUUAAAGGCUGAUCCGAAUCGCCAAGAGCUUUUGAACUUGCAAGAAGUAGCAGGUUGCCUAGAAGCGAAAAAAGAUUUUGCCCUGACUAAGAAAUUCAAGGAAGUGGUUAGCGCUUAUAUGAAACCAAUAGAAAUACGAAGACAAAAACUAGACGGUCGAUUAGUGAUCGAGGUCAUAGGUAAACGUAUUGUUCUCAGUCAAAUUUUAACCCCGUUAGAAAGAGAGCUUUUAAGAAAUAAUUCUAUAGAAGAAGUACGCAUUGUUGGAGCUGAUAUCUUAUACAUUGAUGCUGACCUUAAAAAAAAGAUUUGGCAUGGAAAAAAUUUAAUCAUUUUGGUGAAAUCAAUAAAAAUUGAUAGUAACAUUACUUGGGAUAUUUCCGGACAAGAUAACGAUCAUAUUUAUAACCAAAAUGCUGGGACUGGAAAUGAUGGUCAUGGUAAACGCGGAGCAGAUGGUUUUGCUGGGGAAAGUGGUGGUAAUGUAUUAUUACAAGCGGAUGAUAUAAAUAAUCCAGAUAAGUUAGUUAUUAAUUCCCAUGGUGGAAAAGGUAGUAGAGGCCAAAACGGUGGAGAUGGAACUGACGGUAAAGAUGGAAAAGGUAUUGAACGCACGGAUUUUGACACAACGUUUCCCUCCGUUGUCAAAUUUUGUGCACCUGAACCGAUGUUGAAGAAUUUACUAUUGACAACUGUUUCUGCUAUCGAGGAUCGUACACAACGUAUACAAAAAACUUCUUGCCAUUCUGUCAGAAUCAGCCAGGAUUGGUUCAUGCGUGAAGUAACAAACGAAGGAAACGAAAUCAUUUUUUCCUAUUGUGGUCCUAAUUUGGUAACGAAUAAUCAAGCUUUUUUGCUUUACAGAGGAUCACCAGGACAGCCAGGAAAACAAGGUGGAGAAUACGGAUUAGGCGGUCAGGGAGGAUAUGGUGGUGAAAUUAUGAUAAAUAAUUUGAGUAUUGCUUUUAAUGCUAGACAAGGAAAAGAUGGAGAAAAUGGAAAAGGUGGCUGCUGUGGUGAAUACGGAAAAAAUGGCUGGGAUAUGGGCUACACUGAUUAUCAAAUGUGGCCCGAAGCUAAAUUUUAUGGUAGAGAUUACAAAAGCAAACUUGAUAUUGAGUACUUCACUAAUCCUAAUCAUCCUGAUGCUGUAUGGUGUCCCGAUGUACGAAAAUGGGCUGUGAUACGUACUUCUAACAUUCCACACAGAAGAUUAAUGGCACAUGAAGUGCGGAACAAUAUUAGACAAAAUUAUGAACGUCAGCAUCAAGCAAAUCCUACUAGGAAGAAAACCAUUUCACAGAGUAAAAUUUCAGCCGACUACUCUCAUCAUUUCAGCUCUGUAGAAGCUAAUAUUUCGUCAAAUUUGCAGUCCAAUUUCAACAACAUUAAUCAGAUUGCUUUACAAGCAAUGGCGAACAAUAUCGAGCAGCAAGAGGAGGUAACAUCAGAUGUAAGAGUGCAACGCCAUAUUAAAUUCAGUGAUCAGAAUAUCAGUAGCCGUUGUAAAAACAUUGUGCCUGUAAGUACAUCUAGCGUCGACUUGGAAUGUAGCAAUGAGUUGGAUGUUCAAAGUCUGAUUGAUCAAUGGAAAAAUCACUCAUUAUCAGAAAAUUGGCAUAAAUUGAAAUGUGUGGAAAUAAAUAAAUUGCAGCUUGGUGAACUAAUUUCCGCAUUUGAGAUCAUUAAAUGCAAAUUUUUUGACAACCAGGAAUCUCAAAGUAGCCAAGAAUAUAACGAACUACUAGAUAUAGAGAAGCUUCUCAACUCAAAGUAUCGAUUUUCUAUACUUCAAGAAGUUGCGACAAAACUACCUUUCCAUGAAAAUAUUAAUUAUCAGCCGAAAUUAACACCGGAAAGAGCAGCACUACAUCUGGUUGUAGGCCGAGACAAUCAAAACGAUAUUUCUCAUGAAUUUUUAGGUUGUCUCAACCAAUAUAUUUACGCGGACGGGAAGAAAAAGCGAACAAAAGUUUUUCAAUUCUGUAAAAGAAAAUUAAAUACUAUAAAUUAUGAAGCCUUGUGGCCCUCUGUUAGAGCAUUUGUUAUCGAAGCUGGAAAAUCAGAACAAAUAGAUUCACAUCUUGGCGAAUACUAUAAUGAAUAUGUAAGGUUCUUAGGAAAACAGGAACAAAGAUUAAAUAUAUUCUUCGAUUUAUUUGAAAGUGAACUGAAACGGCACAGUGACAUACAUUCUCUAUGGAUCGAUGCUAAAAAUAAUCCAUUUUUGAAGGACGAACUAUGAAUAGAGAUGAGCAAACACAAUUUUUUAAAUGCCCUUUACGAUCGAUUCAUUAAACAGCCUAAGCAAAUGUAUAAUUGGAAGAAAUGCUGCCAAAAUCAAAACGUGUUGAAUAAAUGGAGUGAACACAUUUGUGCAAAGGGUCCACUAUCAGAUAGCUAUAGAGAGUUAUUAGCUCAUGUUUUUAAUGUGAACAUCCGAUUAUACAUUGAAGAUGAAGAUAACAAACUGCAUUUAUUUGACAAUCACAAACCUUCAUCUGAUCAGAAUAUCCACAUCUUACUACGUGGUUCCAGGUUUAUUCAACUGAAGUUCAAUAAGAAUUACUUGGACUUAGAAAAUGCAUGUAACAAAAACGAAAGCUUAUACGCAUACAUGUUGGCAGAGUUCAAAGCGUUGAAUAAAAAAGAUGAUUAUGAUAAAUUUUUGGACAUACAAACUUUGUUAUCCGAUUCGAGAUUUUGUGGAAACGAUUACUAUACGAUCACCGAAGAAAUGGAAAGAUUUCAAAGCCCGGACACGAAAGUUAUAACAUCUACAGGAUCAUUAAAUUUAGAAGUUGGAAAAUCAAACCAAAUCUAUUCAGACAUUGAGAAGUAUGACUACAAUUGUGAAGAGUCAUCAGAAAAACAACAAAAUGGUUCAGGCGUAUUUUUUGAAUGUUUUCACAGUGAACUAAAAAGACACAAACAUGUCUUUGCUCUAUGGAUUGAAAGUAUAAAACAACCUUCUGUCAACAAUGAACUGGAGAAAGAGAUUCAGAAACAUGAAUUUUUGAAUGGUCUGUAUAAUCGUUUUAUUAAUGAACUCAGCUCAGAAUUCGAUUUGACUAAAUACGCUAACGAUGCAGUUAUUUUUCGAGAAUCUAAUAAUCAUAUUCCUGCAAGAAGAUUAUUGUCCAAAAGCUGUACAGAUUUGCAUUGUGACUUGAUAAAAAAUUACCAUGAACUAGAAACAGAGUAUAUAAACCAAAGCAAUAAGUUUAUACAGGUCUUUGCACAAAUUGUGUCGUUUGAUAGAAAAGAAGAAUUUGCAGAAUAUUUGAAAAAAUUAAUGUAUGUUUCAAAUGCCAACUUUCUAAAACAUCAUGCUGUUAGCGAAGAGCAAGAAAUUAUCACAAUUUCGGAGUACUUUACAGAUCCAGAAGAACGCUCACAGAUAAAAAAACGAUUAGAAAAAAUAACGUCACAGUACUCUGGUUAUCAGGGUAUUUUACGCACAGUGUCAAAGCGUUUUGCCAACGAUGGAAGACACGUGUCUUUUCAAGAAUUAUGCUGUGUAGUAAACUCGAUUCUUACCUCUGUUGUCGAAGAUCGAAACGAACAGAACACUUUUUCCUGGAUAAUCGCAGCAUAUCCCCAAAAAAACUGGAUAGAUGAGUUGGUAUUGCUGCAGAUAGAGAAAUUUUUACAACAACCAUCAGUACAUAAAUCCAAAUGGAGAGAGUAUUUGUCGAAGAUAGAAAAUAAGGAAGUUGUCUUAUUAUUCAGAUCGAAACUAAAUCAACAAAAGUCAACCUGUCCAAUUUCCAAUAAGUGUAUUGAAGAUACUCUACACCUACUUAGUAAUAUUUCCGACCAGAUAGUCGGUUUGGAAGAACUCGAAUUAUCAGCGUGGGCUUAUACUCUCAAGGAGAGAUAUUGGACACACAAGUUAUCUCUGUUAACAAAUUGGCAGCAACCUGAAAUGUUAUCGAAAGCUUCUUAUUAUCUCAUGUCUGUGGAAAAUACUUUUGGGAUGAUUUUGAUCGAAAAAUUUCUACAAAUUGUAGAAAAAAAAAAUUUUAAUUCUAAUUUGGUGACUAAUAUUUUAUCAAAAUUCCACAGUGGUGACUGGAAUCUGGACACAGAAGUAUUGGACACCUUAUCUUCUAGUGAUAUUGAUAAAUGGGAAGAGGUAAUGAACCAUAAGUUUAUCGGAGAUGGAAAAGAACGUGAUGUGAAACGAUUGAUCAAAUUAAUUACUGACAAUGCCAAUACUUCACAAAGCAUACGCGAUGAAUUACCCGAAAUUGAAAAUGAUAUCAGUAAUAUUGAUAGACAAACACCUGUAACAAAUGCAAAUCCAAAUUCUACAAGCAAUAUAAUAGAAAACACUAUCACAGAGGACUCGAGAGUACAUGAAAAAAACUUACAAUUGCUUGCUGAAAUAGAUGAUGCAAUAGAAUUAAAAAGAGGAUUCAAACUUCGAGAUACCCAAAAACUAGCCAUACUGGUUUUACUUUCACAUAAACGCAAUACUCUAGCACAGGUAUCGACUGGAGAAGGAAAAUCGCUGAUUGUAGUAGCAGCGUCGAUUAUAUUAACGCGUCGUGGCGAAAAAGUUGAUAUCAUAACUAGCUCGUCAGUAUUAGCAAAACGUGAUGCCGAAAAUAACAAAGACAUCUACGACUUGUUUGAUGUCAGUGCAUCGCAUAACUGUAAUGAGAAUAUUGAAAAGCGAAGAGAAGCAUAUUCAAAUAGCCAAGUAGUAUUUGGUGAUUUAUCUAGUUUUCAGCGUGACUACUUGCAGGAUCGAUUUUACGGACAAAACAUCUUAGGGGAUCGUAACUUUGAAAAUGUAAUUGUGGAUGAAGUGGAUAGCAUGCUACUUGAUAAAGGCAACAAUAUGUUGUACUUGUCCCACGAUCUAGCAGGAUUGGAUAAGCUACAAUCGAUCUACAUUUAUAUUUGGCAAUGGGUCAACAGACCAGCCAAAAGUCAAGAAGAUCUUUCCUUAGCGCUUGACGCCAAGUUGAUUAAAGAAGCAGUGCUAAACGACUUAUAUGGUAUGAUAACGAAAGAAGAUAUAACCAAACUUAGUUCCGAGCUGGAUGAGCAGCAAGUAAAAACGAUGUGGGAAUGUUUGAUAGAAGGAAAUAUAUUAGACGACCACGGUAAAAUAUUAAUAACACAUAUCAAUGAUGAUGAAUUUGAAAUUCCACUUCCAACUGCACUUAAUGCUUAUCAAAGUCGUCUUCGUUACCUUUUAAAAGAAUGUAUUGCAAGAGACAGAUUCAUACAUGUCCCCAAUUAUCUCAAACCUUUUAUUGAACAGCACUUGGAUACUUGGAUUAAUAACGCCAUAAUUGCAGUUGGUAUGCGAGAAUGUCAUGAUUACGUAAUAGAUGUAGAUAGAACUGGAACUAGUUCAGACCUUCAUCCAAAUAUUACGAUUCUUGACAGAGACACUGGAACAGAUCAAGCCAAUUCUCAAUGGGACGAAGCAUUGCAUCAAUUUUUGCAACUUAAGCAUGGGUGUAAGUUGUCUACGCAAAGUUUGAAGGCUAUCUUCAUUUCUAACGUUACAUACUUGAAACGUUAUUGGCAUUUAUAUGGGCUGACAGGUACUUUGGGAUCACAAAGAGAAAGAGAGUUGCUAAAGGAGAUACACAGCGUCGAUUUUGUUACAAUUCCUACAGCCAGACCAAAGCAAUUUUACGAAGAUACACCUCGUCUUUGUCAUACGAAGGAAAAAUGGAUUGAAGAAAUAUUUGUAGAGGCAAAGAAACUCACUGUAGAAAAAGAACGAUCAGUGUUAAUUAUCUGCGAAACGAUAGAUGAUGCGAACACGUUACAUAGAGAAUUUAUAAAAAAGGGUGCAAUAAACGUCCACACAUAUACCAGAGACUAUGAAGAGUUUGAUGUAGCUCAAGGUAAUCGAUAUCUAGACCAGGGACAGAUUAUUAUUGCAACAAACCUUUCUGGUCGUGGAACCGACAUAAAAAUCACAAACCAAUUGAGGAAAGCUGGAGGAUUACAUGUUUGCUUAACUUAUUUACCAAACAAUAGCAGAGUGGAACAGCAAGCAUUUGGCCGCACAUCGCGAAAUGGAGACAAAGGUUCCGGUCAGCUAAUCGUUAUGGUCUCAGAUGGACUAAAACAUGGUAACUCGAAAAUAUUGGAGCUCAAAAAACAACGUGAUGCGGAAGAGUUGUCCCGUAUAUCAGAAAUCAAAACCUACUAUGAAACUCAAAUUACAACAGAGGAACGAUGCCUGAGUGAAUUCCAGAAACAGUACGAAGAUUCCUUGAAGAGAAAUCUCGUUAAGAACGGUGUAUGUACUGAAAUUACAAAAAUCCUAUUACAAAGUUGCUUAGAUCAGUGGGCCUUCUGGCUAGAUCGAAACAAUAAAUGCAUUAAAAAUUCGACUGAUGAAUCUAGUAAAGCAGAUUUCGAAAAAUCGUUGAAUAAUUUUAUUAAUCAAUUGAAGCAUUUGAAAUCUCAGAAUUUCAGAAACUGGUUACUUUGGGUUGACGAACAGCCAAUUCAUAUGAUAAAAUUGGGAAAAUAUUUCAUUAAAAAUAAACAGUAUACCGAGGCUAUUAAAUUGUUCGAAAAAGUAAUUGAUCAAGAACCACACUUUUCCGAAGCUGCUCAUUAUUAUAAAGCGUUUGCAAUGAUUAAAACAAUUGACUGGGAGAAUAACUCUGUAGAUGAACAAAAUUUAGAACAGAUGAAAUCACACUUACGAGAUGCUUCGCGUCUUUUCAAUGAGCACAGUAAUUUCUCUAUGUACACAGCUAGUCUUAUCACAAAUAUGAAACAGUUCAAUUACAAUAGCAUUGUCCAAAUCAACACCUACGUAGAGCAACAAACGAGUCUAAGUCACUUAUACUCUAUUUUUGCACAAUCCAUCGAUGAAGUUUUGGGUCAGCCUGUGACUGCAGAAUCGUUUAUUAAUCAUACAGAUGUCGAUGAAGAGUUAGCAGAAUUUAUACACGAAGAUCUAGUUGCUUAUAAUAUUUUCAAAAUGCCAAGUAUCGAAACUAAAAUUUCCGAAGAAGCACUAAACAGAAUUAGUUUCGACUGUGGAAUAUUUGUUGAUGAGCUCAGAGAAUUUCUUUCUGUAUCCAAAGGUAAAGAAAUUGAUGAGAAACUGUUUUCCGAAUUAAAACACAAGAUCAAAUUACCUAGUAAGGAAUAUUUCUGGAAAUUAUCAGUUGAGGAAAAUAUUUUGUAUCAGGAAACUAAGUGCAUUAUAAUUAAUGUUGAAAAUAUGAAACGAGUUGACCCUUCGUUGUUGAAUUUACUUCGUACUAAAAUUGAUGAAGAAGAGUUUGAACAACAAACCUUGGAAUGUAAUCAUGCAAAUGAAAUCGCCCUCCAUGGGCAACAGGAUAUGGCUCAAAACAAUUUCGAUUUGCAAAUGAACGAUUGUAUUGUACUUAAAAAAAGUGAUUUCAAAGAGGCGAUAGCUAAUAAUGAUGAGAAAUAUCGAGCUUUAAAAAAAAGGGGGGUUAUAUUGUGCAAUAAAAAAGCAUGUGUGAACAUCUGGAAAAUUGCAUCCACAAAUCUUCCUUUCUAUGAUUCUGUAACGCUCGAAAAUUUUAUUUCGGUAAAUAUUCCUAAAAAUGAUGCUGAUAAAAUUUUAGCAGAUCUUGUCGAGCAAAGGGUUCUUGCAAAAGACAAAUCAACAAGCCAUGUCUAUCGGCUGAUGAUUCUGUACUAUGAAAUUGACCAAAUCCGACUUCCGUCUUAUCCAAUUUAUCAAAAUGCCGUCAGAGCAUUAUUGCUACGGUGCUUCAUCUAUAGAAUCGCUCUUCAAAAAAUCGAAAAUCAAUCCACAGACCCAUACGUCCCUAUAUGCCUGAACUUACCGAGUCGUCCACACAAUAAACUAAUCUUUGAAUUAACAGAUCAUAGAAUUAUUAGCUUUGAUAGGGUUAACAAGAAAACAGUGGAUUUUGAAAAAAAUUUGAAAGGCAUUUAUAAUGAAAUGUUGACCAUACAAGAAUUAAGAGCUAUGCUUUUUCGAAACAAAAUUAUUCCAACAAUAAGGAAUAUUAAACCACUUUGUGACCAUCUAGUUACACAUGGUUGGCUUUCUCUACAUGAAUCCAAGUAUUCUAUCAAUGAAUCUAACAAAAGACAAGCACUUACGCAAUUCAAAAAUAUUGAAGAAACAAUGAGGCAGGUUUUAGACAGACGAUUACAACUCAGUAAACAAGAAACGCUUAAACACGUUAUCAAAACUUUACAAGAAUCAGGUGGUAUUUUAGAAUCCUUAUAUGCUCCUGACAGUCGUCUAACACCUCUGACAGAAUCUGUGGCUUUUAAUAAACUUGUGAAGAUAGAGGAAGUCCGUAUAUUCAAUUUGAAUGGCUUAGAUGAAAUUUUACGAUUAGAAGAAAAGAAAUGGACAAGAAAAAUGAUUUUCAAUACAGCAACGGUGAUAGUAGGAGGAGUGUGUCAAAUAGGUUUGGGUACUGUGAUAGAAUACUUUUCAAUGGGAGUUAUGAAUAACUUUGGCACUGCAUUUUUUACCGAAGGUAUAAGCGAUAUCUGGUAUGGAAUUAAUGCUUUUAAAUCAGGAUAUAUUAGUUGGAAAGAUUAUAAACAAAAUAAGAUUCAGAAUAUGAUAAUGACAACUCUGACAUGUGGUGUAGGAGCAUAUAUUUCGCGAGGCACUAAAGUUUCCAGUUUUGGUCAUAAAAUAACUGGACCUAGCUUAGAACUUAGUGGGAAACUAACUAAAAGUUCCGGUUAUGAAUUGAUGAAAACUGUUGGGACGGUAGGCAUCGUGAAGGAGGUAGGAAAACGUAUUACAUCCAAAACUGUAAAUACAAUAGCAUCUGGAUUAGCCAAUGUAGGCGUUGAUGUGUUCGUUAAAAGAAAACUACAAGUUUUGUGCAAUGGUAUAAGAUCUGCAAUUCUAUCAGAUAUCGAAAAACAGGUAGGAAAUCAUUUUGUUAUGGCAAAAUUAGAAGCUAUGUAUAGAAAACUGGGAAAAAUUGAAGCCAAGAAAAUGGUUAACGAUCUGACUGAGAGUUUCUUUUCUAAACGAAGUAUAAUGGAAAUAAUUCUUCCUAUUGCGUUGCCAAUAGUUAAUGCUAUAACUCGAAAAAUAACCAAUGCUAUUAAACAGUUUUUACGCUCAGGAAAAUGUCUACAAAAUUUUCUUAUUCAAACUAUCACCAAAAUUCUGGCGCUAAUUCCCGGAGUAAAAUAUCUCGUACAAGCUGACAAAGUAAGAAAAUUAACGAAUAAUUUUUUGGAUACCGUAGAUAAAAAACUGACGGAUCUAUUAGACAAUAAUGAAUCUAAUGUAAAUUCUAAUCGGGAGAUACUUGAAGAAGCACAGACAAGAGAUGACUGUGAGAGUUUUAAAAACGAAGUAAUCGCGCAGUGGAAAUUGUUGCUUCAUGAUGAAGCAGGACAUUUAAUUGAACAAGAAAUUGUAAGCCCUAUUCUUAACGAAGGUGUCGUCCGAUUGGUUAGAUGUUGCGAAAAUGUAAUGAAAAAACAAUAUAAAGGUAUCACACAAAGAAAAUAUAAUAAACACAUUGAACAGCUGAAGCAAACUUUCCAAAAGAAUCAUCAAAGUACUGAAAUCCGUAAGCCUAGUGACCAGAUUACAUUCAGACGCUACAUACAGAAUGAGUAUCAUAAGAACCUACUCAAAUUGACUGCUAAAACUAAAAAAAAUGCUCCAAUGGACUUGGCUUGUAUCGAUGUAUGUCAUCAAGCAGUAAGUAAAAUAUUAGAAAAGCAAGGUAUUGCAGGAUUUAAUCUUAAUGUUAAAGUAAAAGGUAUUACAAGAUACAAAUUCUCUUCUGUUAAGAAAACAAGAGUACCGGGAAAAAUCAAAGGUAAAAUAGUUGAACUUGACCUGAAGGAUAAUCAGUUUCGACUUCAUAGAAGUGGUACAUCGACGAAAACUGCAGAUAGCAAAGCUAAAAAUAAUUGUUUGUAUGAGGCCUUAUUAGGACAAAUAAAUUUGAGCAUGGAUGCUAAAGUAUUCAGAGCUGAGGUUGCUAACUGCAUUGAACAAAAUCCCAACAUACGAUAUCGAAGUAAACAGGAUUGGUCUGUGUCGUAAACAAUUUAUAUAUACCAGUAUUAUAUCGUUAUGAAUUUAAUUGUUACAUACAAUUGAAAUACAUAA
Diprion similis is the source of this 10927-nucleotide messenger RNA. RefSeq lists its product as uncharacterized. Gene Ontology annotation, biological process: protein targeting; protein import. The transcript is spliced from 2 exons. The record is from RefSeq and is a predicted model, not a curated record. Gene Ontology annotation, molecular function: ATP binding; ABC-type protein transporter activity; protein binding. Gene Ontology annotation, cellular component: membrane. Lineage: Eukaryota; Metazoa; Arthropoda; Insecta; Hymenoptera; Diprionidae.